Pangasianodon hypophthalmus (striped catfish) is the source of this 1921-nucleotide messenger RNA. RefSeq names its product low-density lipoprotein receptor-related protein 5-like. The coding region runs from base 103 to 1143 and encodes 346 amino acids. The record is from RefSeq and is a predicted model, not a curated record. The transcript is spliced from 7 exons. Lineage: Eukaryota; Metazoa; Chordata; Actinopteri; Siluriformes; Pangasiidae.
GAGAGAGAGGGAGAGAGAGAGAGAGAGAGGGAGAGAGAGAGAGAGGGAGAGAGAGAGAGAGAGGGGGAUAAUGGCGGAGCGCUGGAGGAGCUGAACAGCAGGAUGAAGUGUUUAUUGUCGGAGCUGCUGCUUUUCUGCGCUUUUACUCUCAGUGCCGGUUCUCCCCUGCUGCUCUUUGCUAAUCGGCGUGAUGUGCGCUUGGUGGACGCCGAGUCGGUGCGCGCGGACUCGGCCGUGUUGGUCAGUGAUCUGGAGGACGCGGCCGCCGUCGACUUCCUGUUCUCCGAGAGUCUCGUGUUCUGGACCGACGUCAGCGAGGAGGCCAUCAAACAGACGUUCUACAACCAGAGCAGCAACGCGGUGAAAGAAGCGGUGCUGGGUUCCGGUCAGAAGGUGGUGGUUUCGGGUCUGGACUCUCCCGACGGUCUGGCGUGCGAUUGGCUCGGACGGAAACUCUACUGGACCGACUCGGAGACGAACCGCAUCGAGGUGGCAAACCUGGACGGAACGUCACGCAAAGUUCUGUUCUGGCAGGAUCUGGAUCAGCCUCGGGCCAUAGCACUCAACCCAGCACAGAGGUACAUGUACUGGACGGACUGGGGGGAGGAGCCGAGGAUCGAGCGCUCGGGGAUGGACGGCAGCAGCAGGAAGGUGAUUAUAGAGGAGGAUAUUUAUUGGCCCAACGGUUUGACCAUCGAUCUGGACGAGCAGAAACUGUACUGGGCCGACGCCAAGCUCAGCUUCAUCCACAGAGCCAACCUGGACGGCACCGCACGAGAGACGGUGGUGGAAGGGACGCUCACACACCCGUUCGCUCUCACACUCUUCGACGAGACGCUGUACUGGACAGACUGGCAAACUCGCUCGAUUCACGCCUGCAACAAACACACGGGCAACAACCGGAGAGAAAUCCUCAAUGGCAUCUACUCACCCAUGGACAUCCAGGUGCUGGGAGAGAAGAGACAGCCUUACAUCCACACGCCCUGCAGUGAUGGAAAUGGAGGAUGUUCUCACCUGUGUCUGCUUUCACCCUCGCCGCCAUUUUACAGCUGCUCCUGUCCGACCGGCGUCAAACUGCGCGAGGACGGCAAAACCUGCAGACCAGAAGUCAGUUACUCAACACAAAUACCUGACCUGAUGUAAAUAAAACUAGCCUGCUAAUCUAAAGUAGCUAGCUGAAGUUUGUAAAGAAAUUCAGAUAGUUAUUGUUCACGUAGCACUAAAUAAUUAAUAAUUUUACACAUUUUGUAUUGUAGACAUGUUUAAGAGCCGUGUGGUGAAAUUCAGCAAAUGGAUUCUGAAAAGCUAAUAUUUCACCGUGUCGUAAUCAGUCACGCGCUAGCGGCGUAAGCGUCAGAAACUAUCUCUCUCUUUGUUAUUAUUAAACACGAAGCCGUGAAUUCUUUUACAUUCCAUUUGAAAUCGAGCGUAAAUAACCGUGUCACUGCUCGCGAGGAGCGUUGGCGUGCGUUAGCGAGCGUUAGCAUGCGGCCGUGACAGAAGCUUAAUCUUUGACAGAUGUCUUCUUUGUGGUUUUUGGACUCGGGAUGCUUGAUUUAACCCAAACGUCCUCUCUGAAAAUUUAAAUGAAAAUAGCGUUGUUGAGUUCAGGCCUGAGCGACUCGAGCGUUCAAGAAUCAGAAUCAGUGCCAAAAGUUUUAUAAAGUCGGAGUGUGUAUUAAAAAAAUAAAUCCAGUUAUAAAACUGGAACUGUGUUAUGAUGUAAAUUGGAGAGGUUCACAUUUAGGCCACGCCUCCUCCCUGAGAAACGGCAUAAAAAAAACGACAAACUUUAGACUUUUUUCAGCUGAAAACGUGAAAAAAUAAUCACGAGCUCCUGUAAAAUGUUCGAAAUGUAAAAGUUUAUAAAUAAAUAACGAAUCGAACACAAAAAACAUUCCUCCUGCUCUCGGGGUUCAGU